This is a messenger RNA of Anisakis simplex (herring worm), 612 nucleotides long. NCBI's taxonomy places the organism in Eukaryota, Metazoa, Nematoda, Chromadorea, Rhabditida, Anisakidae. The record is from the annotation of a GenBank genome assembly.
AUGUAUCGCUACUAUCAUCUUAUUUGGUGGUUGGGUGAUGUGGAUAGUGGAUUAAGGGCGACUGUUCAUUUACGAAUGUUGAGUAUUGGUGAGCGGUUGUUAUUGGUCGGGGUUGUUGAGGCGAACGCAUCGACCCGAGCGAUCGAUCACCGCCCACGGUAUCGGGUCAGUGCAAGACGAGAACGACCAAGGACGACAACCAGUUCCAGUGUAUUCAAUCAACAGAAUUGGAAUGCCGUAAGGAUUCUACAACUCACGGAAGUAACGGCGUGUGCAAAGUCAAGAAACCGAGGACGAAACCGCGUGGUGGGUGAAUGGAAUUCUUCGUCAGUGGUAUCGACAGCUAUUCAAGGAACGAAUAUUGUAGAAGGGAUUUUGGAUGGAAAAACUCAGCCAGUCAAUGACUGGAACGCUGAAGGGAAAGUUUGCUGUGGUGUGGGCCAUCCUCCAAGCAAUACGAUCGUCGGCCCACACCAGGAGGAGGACAAUGAGGACACGGCGCGUUUUAUUUUAUUUUUAUGAGUAGGGCAAAGGGGUGAAACGGCACGUGACGACCCGCGUAGCCCUCGAGCCAGGGAGGACUGUAAAUUAGGAGGUUUAGGUCAGAUCUAG